CUUCUCCUCCCACAGUGUAGUGAUAAGAAUUGUUACUUAGUUUCAAAGAUAUUGCAUACGGCUCCAGCAGAAUUGGUUGCUGCUUCCCUGUCCGUACACUCGUGCCGGUGCUGCUGCAUCGAUGAUCACAACCAUACAGUGCGUGCUGUACACAUUGUACAUCAGCGCAAAUCUUACCCAAGACCGGUUUCCCUCGCCGAAGAUAUGACCGAAUACGCCCUACAUCGCGUCGCAGAAGUAACUGCAAUGGUGUGCGUUCUUGCUCCCCCUCCUAUGUUGUCGCAAUGGUGAUGGUAGUGGUGUGCUGGCUGUACAGGCCCUUAUCAAUCUUGUUUGUUGCGAGUGCUGUGCUCCCCAAUUGAUUACACACCGAGCAGUGCUGCUUUUUUCCCAGGUUGGAGGAGGAGGGCUGUACAUGUGUAGGUGUGUGUGUUUGCGUGUCUUAGCAUACUUCAUAUUUCCCCCCUCUCUUUCGUGUAUACGGUCGAUCGUUCCAUCUCCUAAUUGAUACACGGCGUAGUAACACAACAGCUGACGAUUCGCGGCAAUCGAAGGGCUCGACGUGCAGCAGCAGCAGCAGCAGCAGUACCCCAGACCCCACCGAACGGGCGAGACACGCGCGCUCCGUCCAAGAUGCCGACCACGUCCAAGUUCUUGCAAUCGACCAGGAAAAUUAUCGGUGCUGGCGUAAACUACAAAGAAAUUUUGCGCCUCACAAACUCCCCCAAGCCGGAUGCACCCGUCAUCUUCUUCAAGCCCAUCUCGUCCCUGCUGGACGCGGGCAGUGGCUCGACUGGCUCCACCGGCACCCCGCCAACCAUCCGCAUCCCGCGCGUCUUCGGCGGCGUAAUCAACUUCGAGGCCGAGCUGGGCGUCAUCAUCGGGCGGCGCUGCGCGAAUGUGCCCACCGACCAGGCGAUGGCGUACGUCGGUGGCUACUGUCUCGCGCUCGACAUGACCGGCAUGGACUUUAUACUGGACGCCCGGCCGAAGGGACUGCCCUGGUGCCUUGGCAAGGGGUUCGACACGUCCACGCCGGUCAGCGCGCUGGUGCAGCGGGCCGACCUGCCCAACCCGGACGAUGUGCGCGUCUGGUGCGAGGUGAACGGUGUGCGCAAGCAGGACGACAGUACGCGCAAUCUGAUCUUCCCAAUCGCGGAGCUGAUCGCGUACGUGUCGCGCUUCAUGACGCUGGAGGAGAACGAUCUGCUGCUGACGGGUACGCCGGCCGGUGCCGGCCCAGUACGGCACGGGGACGUUAUUGUGUGUGGGCUAGGGGAGGACCUGAUGACGAUGCGCUGCCAGGUGGCUGAUGAGUAGCAGGAGGGGGGUUGCGAAACUUAAACAUAUCAACGGAAUAAAUUCGUUCUCCCUGUCUAUG
This is a messenger RNA of Anopheles arabiensis, 1381 nucleotides long. RefSeq names its product probable acylpyruvase FAHD2, mitochondrial. Bases 634 to 1320 code for a protein of 228 amino acids. The record is from RefSeq and is a predicted model, not a curated record. Lineage: Eukaryota; Metazoa; Arthropoda; Insecta; Diptera; Culicidae. Gene Ontology annotation, molecular function: acetylpyruvate hydrolase activity. The transcript is spliced from 2 exons. Gene Ontology annotation, cellular component: mitochondrion.